CAGGGCUCCUUUUAUUCCGCCUUAACCAUCAUGUCUGCUGUCGACGAGCGAAUGACCUCUUUCAUCGUCGGAAACAACUACCAGCCUCUCGAUGUCAUUGGCGAAGGUGCUUACGGUGUCGUCUGGUCUGUUCGUCUCCCUCUACCUGUCUUGUUCACCAGCUCAGCUCUUUCAGCUCUGCCAUCCAUGUUCCUUCACAGCGCAAGGUCGCUAUCAAGCGUAUCACUCCCUUUGACCAUUCCAUGUUUUGUUUGAGGACCCUUAGGGAAAUAAAGCUUCUUCGACACUUCCAUCAUGAAAACAUCAUCUCCAUUCUCGAUAUCCUCCAACCACCCAAUAUCACACAGUUCAACGAGGUCUAUCUCGUUCAGGAACUUAUGGAGACCGAUUUGCAUAGGGUCAUCAGGACCCAAGAGUUAAGCGAUGAUCAUUGCCAGUAUUUUAUCUAUCAGACAUUAAGAGCUCUUAAGGCUCUCCACUCUGCAGAUGUCCUUCAUAGGGAUCUCAAACCCAGCAAUCUGUUGUUGAACGCCAAUUGUGAUUUAAAGUUAUGCGACUUCGGACUCGCAAGGAGCGCUACGCCACCUCCUGACGUCGCCGAUAGCAGUAGUACGUUCAUGACAGAGUAUGUUGCUACAAGGUGGUAUCGCGCCCCCGAGGUGAUGCUCACCUUCAAAGAAUAUACCAAAGCCAUCGAUAUGUGGUCCGUAGGAUGUGUGUUAGCUGAGAUGUUGAGUGGAAGACCUUUGUUCCCGGGGAGGGAUUAUCAUCACCAAUUAAGCAUCAUAUUGGAGGUGCUAGGGACACCGAGCCUUGAUGAUUUUUAUGCUAUCACUAGUCAGAGGAGUCGCGAGUAUAUCCGUGCACUCCCCUUCCGAAAAAAAAAGUCGUUCGCGACAAUGCCCGGUUUUGAGGGCAAAAAUCCGCUUGCGAUUGAUUUGAUGGAAAAAUGUUUGACGUUCAGUCCCAAGAGAAGAAUUGAGGUCGGGGAGGCAUUGAAGCAUCCAUAUCUCGCUCCCUACCACGAUCCUCAAGAUGAACCCACGGCUGAACCUAUAGAUCCUAAUUUCUUCCAUUUUGAUCACGGUGAUCCGUUGGGCAAAGAAGCAUUGAAAGAACUCAUUUACCGCGAGAUUACGAUGGGUAGUACAGGGGGAUACCCAGGCUUUCCGCUAGCUAACGCUGAUAGUGGUUAUAUGGAAAUAUGAUCGUCCGGUCGGAUUCGGAGGCUUUGGGAGGUUAUUGAUACACCGUUUCUGAUACCCGUUCUGCGUUGAAUUUCUAAUAAUCCGUUGAUACCUACCUUUCUCUCUCCGGUCGACCAAGUCUAAGGUCCCUUUAAUUAUUAUUUAUUGUGCUAGUCUUAUGAUUAUUUUUUUUGUAUGCCACACGUAUACGCGAUACCAUCCAUCAAUAUAGUGCGGGGAAAUCCCCUACAUGGAUC
Messenger RNA from Marasmius oreades (fairy-ring Marasmius), 1444 nucleotides. RefSeq lists its product as uncharacterized. The coding region runs from base 243 to 1208 and encodes 321 amino acids. Lineage: Eukaryota; Fungi; Basidiomycota; Agaricomycetes; Agaricales; Marasmiaceae. Gene Ontology annotation, molecular function: MAP kinase activity; ATP binding. The record is from RefSeq and is a predicted model, not a curated record. The transcript is spliced from 8 exons. Gene Ontology annotation, biological process: protein phosphorylation; intracellular signal transduction. Gene Ontology annotation, cellular component: cytoplasm; nucleus.